AUGGUUGUACCGUACGUGCCGCCACUGGGAACGGGCACUGGCUCUGUUGAACUGGAAUACUGCUCGACUAAGAAGAGGAGGAACAACGGGCGUGCGAAGAAGGGCCGUGGCCAUGUGCAGCCGGUGCGCUGCACGAAUUGCGCACGCUGCGUGCCCAAGGAUAAGGCGAUCAAAAAGUUUGUCAUCAGAAACAUUGUGGAGGCUGCAGCUGUGCGUGACAUCUCCGAGGCCAGCGUCUUUGAGUCUUACGUGCUUCCCAAGCUGUAUGCCAAGCUGCACUACUGUGUGAGCUGCGCCAUCCAUAGCAAGGUGGUGAGGAACAGGUCGAGAGAGGCACGCAAGGACCGCACGCCUCCACCAAGGUUCCGUCCUGCUGGGGCCCAGGCUCCACGUGUGCCACCGCCUCCAAAACCCGUGUAA
Messenger RNA from Callorhinchus milii (elephant shark), 420 nucleotides. RefSeq names its product 40S ribosomal protein S26-like. Bases 1 to 420 code for a protein of 139 amino acids. The transcript has 4 exons. Gene Ontology annotation, biological process: translation. NCBI's taxonomy places the organism in Eukaryota, Metazoa, Chordata, Chondrichthyes, Chimaeriformes, Callorhinchidae. Gene Ontology annotation, molecular function: mRNA binding; structural constituent of ribosome. The record is from RefSeq and is a predicted model, not a curated record. Gene Ontology annotation, cellular component: ribosome; cytosolic small ribosomal subunit.